UUAGGAGAGAAUUUAGAUGCCAGUGCGCGUCGCGGCAUCGCCGUAUAAUGGAUACGAUACUGGUAGCCCGCACGGCGGCUGUACUGCUGCUGUACUGCACAGCUACUGCAGCCCUCGCUAUACUUAAAGACUCUUCAUCGCACGUGAUCACGGCUGUUGCCGGCAGCCCGACAGUCCUGCCGUGCCCCACCGAGCCUCUCAGCCGCCCUCGAGGCUCCCACCACCAAGAGUCCCACAACCUCAUCCUCGUCUUCAGAGACGGCCUCAGCGCCCCUGUCUACAGCUGGGACUCCCGUUCGUCGAAUGGACAAGAUUCCGACCGAUGUUCCAAGUGUCCAAGCGAGGAACUGAAAAAUCGGGCAUAUUUUUGGGACAAAGAUGUGGACUUGUCACGCGAACAAGUAUUUGCGAUGUCGGAACAUGUGUCUGGUUGGCAACAUCAUGUUUUCCAGGCAAAUUUCGUGUCUAGCCCCGAGCCGCAAAGUUUUCCCAGCAAUAGUACUCUGCCGAGAGACGAUUUGCAUAACGGCUCUGAAACAGAAAUGGAACCCUGGCGCCCAAGUGAAACGGGGUUAGUGUUGGACCCUUUACAGCUGUCAGACGCAGGGGACUAUAUCUGCAGAGUUGACUUCCCAAGGUCUCCAACCCGCAAUACAUUUGUCCAGCUCAGGGUUAUUGAACCCAUGACAAGCAUUGCAGUGAAGGGCUUUGUUACUAACAUACUUCGCGACGUCUCCAUCACUUCAACGAUUACGCAAAAUUCCACAAAAACCAAGCAGUUGCCAUAUGUUUCCAAUGGAGCUGGAAGCCUACUUAAACCUGCCUUUCCUGAGGGUAUCAAAAUAUUGAACAAAUCCGCUUCUUCCUCAUUCAAUCCAUCUGAAACUGCAAAUAAUUUUCAAUUGGGUUCACGCGUGGAUAAUGAAGUCAGUGUGAGAUCAUCCGACCGAAAGCAUGAAAGUCAAGCAAAAAAGUCAACAGGCUCUCAAAAAAUUCCUUCUCCGACGGUCCUUGGCCCUUAUCCCGUGGGGACAGAACUAUUGCUGCAGUGCGAGGUCAUUCAUGGAUCCCCGCCUCCCGUGCUGCGUUGGGAGGACGACAAAGGCUCUCUUAUCGCGGCUUCUGCGUUAACGUCAGGCCAGCGGCGUUCCAGCAUCAGUCUGAGGCUAGCCAGCAUCAGCCUGUCUGACGUGGGCGCCUAUAUCACUUGUGUCGCACAAAACUCCCCUCUCACUCCCGUUCUCAGAGAAACCGUCAUCAUCGACGUUGCUGUCUCUACGACGAGUAUCAGAAUUCUGGCGGCAAAAGAAAAAUACAUUUCGGCUAACGCUUCCAAAGCCUCAACAUCCGUUAAAUCGAACCCAGAAAAAUUUGUUCAUCCCCUCGCUAUGUCGGCCCCCAAGGUGGCUAGCGUUACGCGUGAUUUGGACCUGACAACCCUGGCUACGGUCCGUAUAAAUGAGACGUCACCACCCGUCGUUGUGUUCGAAGUUGACGAAGCUGACGAAUUUAUUCUGAUGUGUGAGACUGCAGGAAGCAGACCUGCAAGCCCUCUUCUGUGGACCCAUGGAAAGGGCUCGCCGAUAGACGACAAGUUCAUUACAGUGACUCACCUACCUGGUAACUCUCCCAGUUUGACAAUAACGAAAUCUGUUCUACGCAUGCGCGCUACAGCGUUGAUGCACGGCGAACUCCUACAUUGCAGCACGGUUGUCGCUUCAAUUGAACAGCCGGCGCUUCAUCCUAACCUCACCGCACGAAUCCGCCUCUCAGUCAGCUACGCUCCUGUUGUAAAUCUGACAAGCUAUUCGCCACUCACAUCCCUCUCUGAGAAUUCUUCUCUGAGUCUCCAUUGCGCCGUCACUGCUCAUCCGCCCAUAAACGGCCACAUCACUCUUUUCAGGAACAAUGAAGUAGUACACAAGUGGCUAUCAUCUGGUGUGAACGCAACGGAGAACAAAACCGUAACUAUACGAGUGACAGGUGAAGAGUCAUCAGGUUACUACAGCUGUUCUGCACGCAAUAGUGUAUCCAACACAAUCUCUGCCCCUCUACACGUCAGAGUGAAUUAUGCUCCCCGUUGUGCUGGUAGCCCACACGCAUCGUACAGCACACGAGGCGGCGAACCUCUCCUGGUGACGUGCGCUGUAGCUUCGCAACCUCGGCCUUCUGUCUUCCGAUGGUACGUCAUACCUCCAAACGGGUCAGAACCUGUUGAAGUGAACCCUUCGUCUCACAGCGAUUUGGGGCGUAGUAGCACGAUUCAAUUUGUUGCUCCUCUUCAUCCUCCAUACCCUAAACUACACUGCUUUGCUGACAACAGUGUUGGGCGUAUGGCAGAGCCUUGCGUCAUUGACAUAGUGCCAGCGGAACAGCCAGACCCGGUACAAAGCUGCCAUGUAGGGCCGUACGUUGUUGCAGACAACGAAGAAACAUCCAUAUCCGUAGUGUGUGUUGCGGGCAGAGACGGUGGUCUCAAUCAGUCAUUCACUUUAGAGGUUCGUCCCACGAGAAACCCACUUGCUCGGCCUCCCAAAGCCCUUUACCAUCGCCCGAAGCCUAAUUUUGACGUAGAAGGUCUUUCACCAAACGAAGAGUAUAUUUUCACAGUCACAGCGUCAAAUGCAAGGGGUUUGAGCGCUCCUUUCAUACUUAGGUAUAUUGUUCCUCUAAAUGAAGUUCGGGCUUUUCCUUCCGUUAUUCUCCAUGAAGAAAUCACUCCUGUGCUCUUGAUUACUUUUGGAGCCAUGGCAACUGUCAUUACUUGUAGCAUUGUUGCUUUGCUGGCGCGAUGGUUCUGCUUUAAAAAUAAAUCCUGCCAAGUCAGGCAUCCCCGUCAAAGAGCAAGUUUUACUCCUUCGAAUGCCGAUUAUACAAGACUGCAGCAGUACAGUAACGGCAGCUUAGCUCGCGGUGGCAACACCAAGAUGCCAAUUCUUGAAACGAGUAUUUCUCAUUCACGGGGGAUGAAAUCCUGCUGUUACGCUGACGCCAGCAGCUGCAGCGGUGACAGUAUCUCCCGCAGCAGCUGCCGAAGUACCACAGACACUCUCCUCUGGACGUUGCCUUCUGACCCUGAAUCAAAUCUCACCUUCAGGAACUCUGGGUGCUACCAUAUUGCAAAUCUGACACCACCAGACGGCGUUACUUUGCAUCACGCUUCAAGAUACGUCUACCCUCAGCGCCGAGACGUAUUGGUCACAGAAGUUCAUGCCCUUGACUCCCCCCGAUCACUUUCAAGAUCAUCAGCUUAUUCCACAAUCUUUAAAUCUUCCUCUGAUGACUGCAACAAAUCUGAUGCAGAUAGAUUUCUAGAUGAAAUCGAUAACCAAUCUUUCAAAACCAGAAGAUGCACAAUCAGUGCUAACUCUUUUAAUCAAAAGUGCGCAUGUCAGACUCACAGUCGCCCAACCACCGUUUCUCUGCCUCAGCGAGGAUCAAGACUUCCCGUUGAAGAAGAGUCUUGUCACACCGGAUUGUUUCGACCCAAUUUCUGCGAUGCGGCAGAACCCAGUUCGGGAGAACAUCAUUUUCUAUCGCAAUCAUCGGGUAUGGAGCAAGAAGCAACAUCGACAGAAAGCGAUUGUAAUACUGACAGCUCAAAUUCCCCUCUUCUUCGAGAAAUUUCAGUCAAUCCAUCAAAUAUCAUAGAACAGACAGUUGGUAUCGAGCAAGACUCGUGCGACUAUAACGACAAGAGUCCAAAUUUUGAAACUGCUGAUUCACUGGUGCUAACUGGAAAAGAUGAAUGGAAUCCAGAAGAACUAUCAUCUGAUCCUAAUAACUCUGAAUCGUCAUCAGAACAGUCCAGUAGACCUCCAUCAUCAGUGUCAAUGGCAACGGUGGCUCUCAAUCCUAACUUCGAUCUCGACCAACAGUUAUCGGAGAGUGAUUCCUGAAACCACAAGAAAUUGCUUCAACAUUGCAGUCGCAAGGAAUCAAAACGUUCUCUUUUCGCUAUAUCUUCGAUCUUUAACGGCAUUUUUUGUUUAAGGAACGCCAUAUCAAGUUAUGUCUGCUGUCUGAGCAUUUUUAACAAUCAAACUAAAAUAUUUUUAGAAACUUCAAGCCAAAGUUAAAAGUCUUCCGUCCUGCACUGUAUUUUCAUUUUAUACGGAAAAUCAUGUGAGCGCACCUAACUUGAUUUGCGCAUAUUUUUAUGGUAAUAUAUGUUGUGCAUAUUUGUUUACUUAUAUAUUGUGCAU
Molecule: messenger RNA, 4205 nt
Organism: Hyalella azteca
Lineage: Eukaryota; Metazoa; Arthropoda; Malacostraca; Amphipoda; Hyalellidae
Exons: 8
Coding region: 48-3899 (1283 amino acids)
Molecular function (GO): protein binding
Source: RefSeq, a predicted model, not a curated record